Molecule: messenger RNA, 1485 nt
Organism: Rhopalosiphum maidis (corn leaf aphid)
Lineage: Eukaryota; Metazoa; Arthropoda; Insecta; Hemiptera; Aphididae
Exons: 1
Coding region: 1-1485 (494 amino acids)
Biological process (GO): DNA replication, removal of RNA primer
Molecular function (GO): nucleic acid binding; RNA-DNA hybrid ribonuclease activity
Source: RefSeq, a predicted model, not a curated record
AUGAAUACUCAACUCUCCUUUACAAAUAGUAUCCGCAUCCUGGGUCUCACUUUUGACACCAAACUUACUUGGCGACCUCAUCUGAAAAAACUAAAAACGGAAUGUCAAUCAAGAUUAAGGACAAUCAAAAUUCUUGGAAACAGCACCUGGGGAUCCGACACAAAAAGCCUAAUCACAAUUUAUAAAGCACUUAUACUGUCAUUAAUUGACUAUGGAGACAUAAUAUUCAACUCAGCAAAAGAAAAAGAUCUAAAUACCCUGGAUCCUAUACACAACCAAGGCAUUCGCUUGGCCAUUGGAGCCUUCAGGACGAGUCCUGUCGAUAGCAUACUCUUUUACGCAGGAGAACCUCCUCUACAAGAUAGACGCCAUAGCCAUAUACUAAAAUAUGUGACUAAAAUUAAAAAUCUGACUAACCACAUCACUGAAAACAUCAUCCACAGCCCUCUACCUACUAAUAUACUGCCCUCCCGAAACACAGUAUUCGAAAACUUCAAAAUAAUCAGUAAUAACUUAGAUUUCCAAUCACAAUCACUAAACAAAAUUCAGCCUCCUCUCCCUCCGUGGCUCUGGUCGCCAAAAAUCAACACCCAAUUGGCAGAAUACUGCAAACAUAAUACAGAUAGUCGAAUCAUACUCAACCGUUUUGCAGAAAUAAUGUCACAACAAUAUCCGGACUAUACACAAAUAUACACAGAUGCUUCCAAAAGUAAAAAUGGGGUGGGCUUUUCUGUAAUCACAGAUUGGGAGAACCAUCUCUUUAAACUACCGUCGUCUUUUAGUAUAUACACAGCUGAAACUCAUGCUAUUUACCAAGCACUAUUAAUCAUCUCAACUUCAAACCCAACAAACUGUCACAUCAUUAUCAGUGACUCUCUGAGUGCUCUUACUGCAAUUUCUAACCCCUACCCUAAAAAUGAACUUAUUCAACAUAUACAGAAAUUAAUAUCUGAAAUAAACAUCCCCACAUGUUUCAUGUGGGUCCCUUCACACAUUGGGAUACCCGGGAAUGAAAAAGCUGACACAUCAGCCUAUGAAGCCAUUACAUAUCCACAGUCCAUUAAAAUCAGCUCUACUUCCUCAUCUGAAAUCUUCGGCACAAUCCACCAAAAAAUAAUGGAAGAAUGGCAACUUUUUUGGGAAAAUAUUCCCCUUACCAACAAACUGAGAAAUACAAAACUACUCGUCAAGAAACUAAAUUACCCUCCCGGCACAAAAAGAAAAGACGAAGUAACAGUCACUCGAGCCAAAAUAGGCCAUUCUUACUUAACACAUGUACAUCUCAUCAAAAAAGAACCAGCACCCAUAUGUGAUACUUGCAACGUAACUCUAUCAAUUGAACAUAUCGUAAUCAUCUGUCCCAAAUACACUGAAGCACGCAAGAUACUCCAAAAUCCAGCAUCACUCUAUCAAGCCUUCAAAGAUGAGAACACAGCUGCAAUCAGUACAUUUUUCCAUAAUAUAAACACUAAACACCCAUUGUAA